Messenger RNA from Cylicocyclus nassatus, 1075 nucleotides. The record is from the annotation of a GenBank genome assembly. Lineage: Eukaryota; Metazoa; Nematoda; Chromadorea; Rhabditida; Strongylidae.
UUCGCUUUGUUGAUGCAUUGUCUUGCAGGGUAUCAUGGGUCUUGUCAAAGUCGUAAAGAACAAGGCUUACUUCAAGCGUUACCAGGUCAAGUUAAAGCGUAGACGACAAGGAAAGACCGACUAUUACGCGAGAAAGAGACUCACAGUCCAGGACAAAAACAAGUACAAUACUCCUAAAUACCGCCUUAUCGUCCGUUUCACCAACAAGGAUGUGAUUGCUCAGAUCGCGUACUCCAAAAUUGAGGGAGAUGUGAUUGUUGCUUCUGCUUACUCACACGAGCUUCCGGCGUUCGGCAUCAAGGUUGGUUUGACCAACUAUGCUGCUGGAUACGCUACGGGUCUUCUGCUUGCUCGUCGUCAUUUGAAGAAUCUGCAGCUGGACAAGACCUUCAAAGGGCAGGAAGAGGUCAAUGGUGAAUUCUACACUGUGGAAGAAGAGGACGGUCGCGCUCCAUUCAAGGCGGUGCUCGAUGUUGGUCUAGCUCGUACCACUACCGGAUGCAAGGUCUUCGCAGUCAUGAAAGGCGUUGCCGAUGGUGGAAUCGAAGUCCCCCACAGCGAAAAUCGAUUCUUUGGUUACGAUUCUGAGUCCAAGAAGUACGAUGCUGAAGCCCACCGAGACCGUAUCUUUGGGAAACACGUUGCAGAGUACAUGCGCUCACUGAAGGAAGAAGAUGAAGACGCUUACAAGCGACAGUUCUCUCACUUCAUUGCCAAUGGCAUCACUGCUGACAACUUGGAAGAGAUGUACAAGAACGGUCAUGCUGCCAUCCGUGAGAAUCCCGAUAGACGAACACAGCCUUCCAAGAAAGCUGGAGAAAAGAAGAGAUGGGGCGCCAAGAAGAUCACCUUGGAAAAGAGAAAGGAACGCAUCGCAGAAAAGAAAGCCCUUUUGCUGCAGCUGAAAGCACAACAGGAAGCGAUGUAAACCCUCAAUAUGUUAUAUAAUGAUAAAUUGUUGUUGUUGUUAUAAGAUUUUUCUACGAUGUUGCAUGCACAUGUGGAUGAAAAGAUCUAGUGAUGUUUUUGACAUUCUUUUCUGCAGUAUAGGCACACUAUCUUGCGAAUUAACUCG